AUGAGUUUAGACCAAGAAAAGAUCCAGAAAAGGCUGUCUCAGAUCGAGAUUGAUAUCAAUCAGAUGAACCAGAUGAUAGAUGAUAAUUUGUUAGUCAAUGAAGAGCAACAACAAGAGCAACAACAAGAAGUGGAAGAAAGUACUGCGGAAGACGAUGGUGGUGAUUUGAAAAAUGAAGAGAAGACUGGAGUUGAUGAAAGUAUCCCAAACGAGGAGAUUACUUCUGAAACAACUGAUAAUGCUCCUGCUGGAGAUGCAAUUAAAAAACUUGACGAAAACAAUUCAGACAAUUGGGAAAGUGUAGAUGAAAAUGAAGAUUCGAUUGAGGUUACAACUCAAGAAGCUGAUAUUAAAGAAGACCAUGUUGAACAUGAAAAGGAAAUUGAAAAUGAACAAGGUUCUAUUGUCGAAGCAGAAAUUGCAUCAGAAACUAACAAUUUAAAAUCAAUUAAAGAAAAAACAGCAAUGGAAACCACUAUUGAACCCCAAGUUUUAGUCAUUAGUCCAAAUGAAGAACAAAAAUUAACACAGAGAUUUGACAAUAUAGAUAUCAGCCCUGCAAGCGCUACCGAUUCUAUAGAUAGAGUUUUUGAAGAAACAAAAAUGGAAUUCCAAAGAAUUAAAUUAGAAAAUGAAAAAAUUAUUGAGGAAAAUGGAGAAGUUGAUUCUACUGAACACGAGGAACCAAGUAAAGAAGAAAUUGAAAUUGAAAUUAAAGAAUCUAUUAAGGAAGAGAUUGUUGUAAAAGAAGUCGAAGCAAAUACAAUUGAAGAUGAAGUUAGUUCUCCAAGACAUGAAGAACCAAUAGUUAAAAAUGAAACUGAAGAAGUUCAGGUCCCCGAGUUUGAUAAUGAAAUCAAACCUGGCACUGUAGAAGAGCAGUCUAUUGAUGUAGAAGAUCUUGCUGAUGAAGAGAUUUUAAAGACUGCUUUAGAAGAUAACCCAAUUGAUACCCAAAUUGGAACAUUGGAGUCACCAGAAAAUAUCGAAUCAGAAAAAUCUACAGGUAACAGUAUGGAUAUGUCAAAUGAUAGCAAUAUAGAUAAUGAGGUAUCCGAUGACACCUCCUCUUCUAUUGAUACUGCAAAAUUAGAACAAACAGUUUUAAAGGGUGAAAUUGAUAGAACUAUCUCCCCAAUCGAACCUCCAUCUCAAAUUUUCGUCGCUAAGAGCAAUAUGAAAGGUUCAGUCAAUGACAAACAAGGAACUCGUAGGAGUACUAAUCCAUUCCGUGUCGUGUCUGUUAGUGGCAGUUCAUCUCCUCGUAGUAACCCGUCAAGUAGACACGCAAGUGGUUCAAGUAAUAACGAACCACGUAGAAUCCCUUCAACAGAAUCCACUUCUAGUGUAAAUUCGAUAGAAAAAUUACAAAGCAGACAAGAUUAUUUGAUAAUGAAAUGUAGUAAAUUACAAAAAGAGAUCAAUUAUCUAAAAAACAUGAAUACCCAAGGGAUGCUAUCGAUAGAAGAUUCACGUAAAUUGAAUUCGGCAAUACAAAAAUUGCAAGAUUAUUUAGACAGAAAGACAAAGGAAAAAUACGAAGUUGGUUUAUCAUUAAGUAGACAACUAAGAAAAGGGGUUGAUCGUGGUGAAAAUGCACAAUUUUGGGUAAGUAAUAAAUAG
Messenger RNA from Vanderwaltozyma polyspora DSM 70294, 1623 nucleotides. It is a transcript of the gene BNI5, whose product is annotated as Bni5p. The transcript has a single exon. Lineage: Eukaryota; Fungi; Ascomycota; Saccharomycetes; Saccharomycetales; Saccharomycetaceae. The record is from RefSeq and is a predicted model, not a curated record. Bases 1 to 1623 code for a protein of 540 amino acids.